CUACAAAGUUUACAACCUAUGUUGAGCGAUGAGAUAUUAUCAGCUUCCAGUUCAUAUAUGUUUGGUGAUGAAAUAUUACCAGCUUUCAGUUCAUAUACAUUAGAUGAUGAGAUAUUAUUAACUUCUAGUUUAUAUACAUUGGGUGAUGAAAUAUUAUUGGCUUCUGGUUCACAUAUAUUGAAUGAUGAGAUAUUAUUAACUUCAAGUUCACAUAUGUUGAGUGAUAAAACAUUAUCAGAUCCUGGUUCACAAGUUUUUUCUAUAAGCCCUAUACAGCAAGAAUAUAUUUUAUGUGAACCUAGCAUAUUACUUGAUCAUCAUAUUAGAAAUUACACAAAGCAAAACAGCUUUGUAUCAAUUAUUGUUAGAUCUGAGUUUGAUGAUACUAUUCAUAGAAAGUAUCGAUAUGCCUUCAAUGCAACCUGUUCAAAAACUACAGAAGAAAUUAAAAUUACUUUUUGUUACCUUGAGCACAAUUAUAAAAUUCAUCCUGACACUAUUGUAUUUGCCUCCUAUUAUCGACAAUUUCCUGACGAA
Scutellospora calospora is the source of this 537-nucleotide messenger RNA. The record is from the annotation of a GenBank genome assembly. NCBI's taxonomy places the organism in Eukaryota, Fungi, Glomeromycota, Glomeromycetes, Diversisporales, Gigasporaceae.